AUGUCGUCCCGCGGGCCCCGGGCUCCGCGCCGCGCUCCAGGCUGCGUCUCCUCACGCGCCACUCACGGGACGUCCCACAGCAGAGAGGAGCGUUCUGCUGCGACCAUGGACCUGAGAGCGCCUCUGCUGCUGCUCCUGUCCUCAGGCAUCGUCCAUAUGUCAGACUUGAACUACAACUUGACCUGCUUCAAUGACUAUGUGUCCACGCUUCACUGCACCCUGGAAGGUAGACAGCUGACAAACACCAACGAUACAUUUCUCAAGUUAAGAGAAGCGGACGAGGAAAGUGUGGAUAUCCUGUGUCCGCUGUCGUUGCAGAUGGACCGUCUCUUCUGCUCGGCUGAUGUUCCAAUAGGUUUUUUGGACACCGACGAAUACGCCAUCUCUCUUUGUCACCACGAUGUGGAGACCUGUGAGCUGCUGAUGGAUGACUAUUAUCCAGCUGAUAUGAUUAAACCCAAGACACCAGGCAACCUCGCAGUGAGCUUCAACUCCAGCCUGUGCAUCUUCUCUUGGAAAAGCAACUACGAAAACUACAGAAGCCGGAAUCUUUACAAUGAACUGCGAUUUGAGCUGCUUUUCCACGAAAGAGGACAAGGAUUCAAUGAGACGUCACAUCUCAUUAUCGACCAGAAAACUACCGCUACUGUUCGAGAUGUUUGCAGCCCCGGCUCUGAGUGCGUGGCCAAGAUAAGGUCCUGUCCCAACUCCCAGACGUACAGAGGAGUGUGGAGUGACUGGUCCACAGAGAUCUACUGGAAGAAACCACUGCUUGUAAAAGAAGUACCUCUCGUCUUUUAUCUGGAGAAAGUGAUCAUCCCUGUCUGUGUGUUGGUGCCAUGUUUGUUUGUUCUAUGCUUUAUUCCCCUUAAAAAAUGGAGACGCACCAUCUUUAUACCAACACCAGCGCCGUAUUUCUACACUCUGUACAACGACUUCCAAGGAGACUUUAAGAGCUGGGUGGUGAUGGAGAAAAAUCUGGAGCUACCAAAGACAGAACCAACUCUUCACAUCGACAACAUGAUUGAGUGCGAGGAUGUGUGUGCGGCUGCUCCCUGCGAUCACAGCGGGGUGUACGCCAACAUGAGCCAGACUGAACCAGACCAGACCCUGGGGCUGGACUCUGCUACUGCCAGCUGCACCAGUGCUGAGCACUGCUGCCUCAGCCCACAGUCCAGGAGCCCUGCAGAGGACUCUGGCUGCUGGCUCAGCAGUGACCAGACUCUGGGAACCGGCCCCUCCUGGUACUGCAACAACUACUGCACCCUCAGCACCUUCCAGCAGACGGCUCUCGCUACAAGUGAGCCGCUCAAGUGUGCGACCGGAGGGGAACUUCAUGUCAUGGAAGAAAUUGAGCUCUAG
This is a messenger RNA of Knipowitschia caucasica, 1362 nucleotides long. The record is from the annotation of a GenBank genome assembly. NCBI's taxonomy places the organism in Eukaryota, Metazoa, Chordata, Actinopteri, Gobiiformes, Gobiidae.